GAGACUCCAUCUUAAAAAUAAAUUAAAUAAUAAAUAAAUAAAUAAAUAAAUAAAAGAAACACAAAAAAGGACAUUCAGAUUAAAUUAUGAAAGCAGAAGUGACCCCUGGAUUCUGUUGGGAAGCGCCGUGCUGGUGUCCGGCUCCACCUUGUUCGUGGCCCCCAUCGGAGGGCACCUGGCCCAAAGCCACCUGCAGCUUUAAAGACACUGUGUGGCCUAAGAAACCUCCUGGGAUGUGCUGCUAGGAAAGUCAUGCGAAAACACGCUCCAGGCUUUUCUGCCCAGAUGUGGUACUGUCAGGCUUGCCUCAGGCCUAAGCAGGAGGAGGGCAGGCAGCCCCGAAGCAGGCUGCGUGGUUCAUGCACGGGCCAGUGGUGGUUCCUUCGCGUGUCCUGAAUGUGCAGGUGUCGCUGGAAUGAUGGAAAAGAUUUAUAUGACCUCAGUGAAAGGGCUGCUCUCUGCUUUUGUUCCUUUGAUGGACAACUAAAUGGCCUGGACACCUUUCCCACAGUUUUCAUGAAGACUGGGAGGGAGCUGGCUUUAAGAUCAGGAUUCUGGUUUACCUGAGAAGCUCCUGCUUAGAUCCCUGCUUGGUUCACAGUCACUGGGGAUGUUCUGUGGCACUGCCCGCUUACAGAGCUCCCGCCUCUGCAGGGACGUUUCCGGCGAGGUGCCUGGGACAUCCCACAGCAUGAGCCCGCUGAAAUGGGGCACCCGCGGGCACAGACCACCCCACUGCGUGGGAACUGUGCGGUCUCUUGGUGCAUGUGGAGGAAGCUGGCAAGGUUGACGCUGGUGUUUCCAGCCCAAGUGUCUUGACAGUGGGACCCUUGAUAGAGAUUGGGGAGUGAGGUGUAGUGUAGGUGGUAGCUAAGGUCAUGGGCUUGACCUCAGGCUGGAGGCAGUAGGGGAUCCUGGGAGACACUCUGCCCACAGGCCGGGUGCAGUGGGGGAUCCUGGGAGACACUCGGCCCACAGGCCGGGUGCAGUGGGGGAUCCUGGGAGACACUUGGCCCACAGGCCAGGUGCAGUGGGGUAUCCUGGGAGACACUCGGCCCACAGGCCGGGUGCAGUGGGGGAUCCUGGGAGACACUCGGCCCACAGGCCAGACGCAGUGAGGGAGCCUGCAGCCCCUCGUGGGUGUACUUGGUGCAGGAGAAGUGCUGGGCUGCUACUGGGCUGUGCCAGACCCUGGCGGGGCCAGGCCACGCCCAGGCCAGCCAGGUGGGGAUUCAGGGGUCCAGGUCCUUACUGGGGGAGGGAGAGACAAGGAGAGAAGAACAGGCACAUCAGUAGGUGCGGAUGCUGGGUGAAGACAAUCUGGUGGCCACCAUGUAGCCUUUGGUCAUCAACCUGCACCCUCCUGGGCCCUGAGAGGAGAACCUGCAGGGCGGGUGGGGAGGGGAAGCACGGGGCUCAGUCGCCCAUAGGGCCUGUUCCUCAGCCGUGCGCCAUGGGACCCAGCAGAUACACGGUCUGUCGGGCACAGUGAUAAGGUGGGGGACAAGGUGGGCAGCAGCCAGUUCCCUUCCCUUCAAGCCGCAGGAAUCAGAGCAGGCUGAGAAACCCCAGCCAGAAUGGCCAGCAGUGGAAUUGCUUUGCCAAGCACCUGAGGUCAUGCCUGGUGUCCAGCCGAGCACAUGGCCUCCUGAGCAGGCGGGACUUCCUGGCCACACAGGCCACGCCACUGAGGCACGUGAGGCAGGCCGCGGGGCUGUGGCAGCCUCCCUGCCCUUCCGGGCUCAGUGUCGGCAUCUGUGAGUGGUGACCCCACUCUUCUCCUGAGCUUGGGAGUGCCCCGUCUGUGGUGUGACUGUCCUCCCGGAGACUGCCGUGGUGGGUCUGCUCUAACAGAAAGAGUAGGUGGAGUGGGAAACGCCGUCCUCUUCCCUUGUGGCUUUUACACGUGCCCUGGAUUCCGGUGAACGAUGAAGGAAUGGCCGUUGUCGAGGAACACUCCGUCAUCGGUCGUGCUGUCUGUGUGCGGCGCAGGUGCACACAGGUGGGAGAGAAACAGCCCCUCCACCAGCCCGAUGCCUGCGCAACCCAGGUAUCUGCCAGGUGGGCCAGUGGGGCUUCCCCGAGCUCAUCUGUGUGCCUGGCAGCCCAGCCCCAGGCUGAGAAGUCCGCAAGCACCGACUUGGAACGAGCUGUGCAUCUGGAGUUUUUCCAAUACGUUGUGGUACCGUGCUCACCCUUUGGUGCCCGCCGUGAGAUGGCAGAGAGGUGGCCGUCUGGCUGUGGUCUCGGGGUUUGGGGUGUGAAGAGGAUCAGAUCCACACCCCUGCAGCUUGAGGAUGGGCUUGAAGCUUGUGAGCAGUUUUGUCGGCUGGCUCUUCCGAGCUGCUUCCUCUCCACACGGCCACUGGGGCUUCCUGGGUCCCUGGAGCUUCCCUUCUCCACCCUCAGCCAGUGCACCGGGACCAGCUGCCUGUCCUGCUGUGCGCCUCCACGCCUGUCCCCGUGCUGGAGGAGGGAUUUGGGGCUCCUUCUGUUCAGUGUCUCCUCCAGGCCACCUGCAGCUUUCCUUCAUAGAAUGCCGCUCAGCUGCCCCGGUCCUAUCCCAGGGCAGAGCUGCUCCUGAGUACCCUUGAGACUGAAGCAGAAUCGGCAGAAGGCAGAUUGCCCUCUCUCCCUGAACCUGGCACUG
Molecule: messenger RNA, 2650 nt
Organism: Cercocebus atys (sooty mangabey)
Lineage: Eukaryota; Metazoa; Chordata; Mammalia; Primates; Cercopithecidae
Exons: 4
Coding region: 1937-2584 (215 amino acids)
Source: RefSeq, a predicted model, not a curated record